GGAGAUUCCUAUUAUACGCGUAGUUUUCAAGAUUAUGAAAUUUUGUGGAACCGAACCAAGGGCUAAACGUUCAUGGUCUGGAAUAAUACGGUGUUGGUUCAAUAUUCUAUGUACCCUUGGAAUGAUAUAUCUUGCCGCUUUGGUGUUUGUCUUAGAGAAGGAUUUAACAUUUGUAAAAGUAACAGGUGCUAUAGACACUAUAGUUUUAAUGAGCCACUGUGCCCUAAAGAUGGUUAGCAUCUAUUUACAACAGCCUAUAAUGUUUGAACUACUGGAAAGGAAAAGGCUUCAUUUUUGGGAUAUUGAAAACUCCAGUUCUAAAGAGAAGAAAGAAUAUCGUAAAAAAGUAUUAGGAUAUGCCCAGUUCGUGAUUUUAUUUUUUACAGUCGCCUCAAUAAUUGCAUGUUCCUCCUUUGGACUUCAACCGCUAUAUUUAAGAAAAAAAGUACUGGGAGUCAGUACAUAUAUACCACAAAGUAUUUCAUUUUAUGUACUAGCUAUAUAUGAGUCCUAUGCUUUAUUUGUCGUAUGUUUCGGAAUUAUACCUUUUGAUAUAUCCGUGGUUUACAUGCUGUGUCUCAUUUCAGUUCAAUGGAAGAGUUUAAAUAUCGAAAUAAAAAAUAUUUUAGAUAGUAACAUUGAUACACUAGAAGAUCAACAAUUAUUUAAAGCAAAAGCUAUAAGGUGUGUAGAGCACCAUAAUUUUUUAAAAAGAUAUAUUGAAGAUUAUAAUAAGUCGUUAUCUCUGGGAUUACUAGCAUACAUAUUGGUAUUUGUUAUAUCAAAUUGUCUUAAUGCGUUUAUUAUUUCAUCAGGACCAGAAUUACGGGAACUAGUAAGAAGGAGUCUUUAUCAGUGUAAUUUGUCAAAUCAGUUUAUACUCUUAUAUGCCAUACCUGCCCAAUUUUUGUCUACAGAGACACAAAUAUCAGAAGAAAUUGUUUUUGACACGAAAUGGUACAACACUGCUUGUAAAGAUAAAAAGUUAUUUAUUUGGAUGAUCAGUUCAGUAGCUAAAAGAGAAGUAGCGUUAAAAGCUGGAAAAAUUUUGACUGUAAAUUACGAAUUUACUUUCAAGAUGUAUCGAUCCAUUAUUUCGUACUACAUGUUUUUGAGGACAAUGGGAAGCAAUCAUUAGAAGUUACAGAUAUUCGAUAUAAAUGGCGAUUCUUUUUGGACUUUGACACAACCUAGUAGUAGAAAAAAUUGCACCUGUUAUUUAUAGUGUGUUUUAGAUAAUCGUAUAAAAAAUGAUGUAUACUUCACGUAUUAUUAAACUGUAGGUAUUUGAAUAUCGCA
Molecule: messenger RNA, 1299 nt
Organism: Diabrotica virgifera virgifera (western corn rootworm)
Lineage: Eukaryota; Metazoa; Arthropoda; Insecta; Coleoptera; Chrysomelidae
Product: odorant receptor Or2-like
Exons: 6
Coding region: 35-1138 (367 amino acids)
Biological process (GO): detection of chemical stimulus involved in sensory perception of smell; sensory perception of smell
Cellular component (GO): plasma membrane
Molecular function (GO): olfactory receptor activity; odorant binding
Source: RefSeq, a predicted model, not a curated record